Messenger RNA from Sphenostylis stenocarpa, 3876 nucleotides. The record is from the annotation of a GenBank genome assembly. NCBI's taxonomy places the organism in Eukaryota, Viridiplantae, Streptophyta, Magnoliopsida, Fabales, Fabaceae.
AUGGAAGCGAAUCAAGAGACGGUGGUGGGGAUGAAGCAAGAGGACGACGAGUUGGAUUCCAAGGAGAGCGUGCUCCAAAAGUACUUCCUCCAAGAAUGGAACAUCAUCAAGUCACUCCUCGACGACAUCGUUUCCAAUGCUCGCGUCUCCGACCCUUCCUCUGUCCACAGAAUCAGAUCCAUUUUGGACAAGUACCAGGAGCAAGGUCAACUUCUGGAGCCCUACCUCGAAUCCAUAGUUUCCCCUCUGAUGAACAUUAUUCAUUCAAGAACGAUAGAACUCGGGAUAGCUUCCGAUGAAAUUCUGGAAAUAAUUAAACCUAUAUGCAUAAUUGUAUAUUCGUUAGUCACGGUUUGUGGCUAUAAAUCUGUAAUCAAGUUCUUUCCGCAUCAAGUUUCCGAUCUCGAACUCGCCGUGUCUCUGUUGGAGAAGUGUCACCACACGAAUUCGGUGACAUCGUUGAGGCAGGAAAGCACGGGUGAAAUGGAAGCUAAAUGCGUGACGCUGUUGUGGCUUUAUAUACUUGUGUUGGUUCCUUUUGACAUUUCCACUGUUGACACCAGUAUUGCCAAUGAGGACAAUUUAACUGAGUUUGAGCUCAGUCCUCUUGUGUUGAGAAUUAUAGGGUUUUGUAAGGAUUAUCUAUCGACUGCUGGGCCUAUGCGAACUAUGGCUGGACUAGUCCUCUCGAGGCUACUUACUCGUCCUGAUAUGCCGAAAGCCUUUACAAGCUUUGUUGAGUGGACACAUACCGUCAUGUCCUCUGUAACUGAAGAUUUACUCCAUCAUUUUCAGUUACUUGGUGUCGUUGAAGCACUGGCAGCUAUUUUCAAGCUGCAAUCCUGGAAAGACAAAAGUCCAAGUCUGUCCAGAACAGUCCGAUUAGAGGAGUUUGGCUGUUGCUGUGUUGUGCUUAAUUACUUGCAAAGAACAGCUGGUAGUCGGAAUCUCUUGCUUGAUGCAAUUCCUGUUGUUUGGAAUGACACUUCAAAGUUGUACAAGUCUUCAGAUGCAGCUCGAAGUCCUCUGCUCCGCAAGUAUCUGAUGAAGUUAACCCAGCGAAUUGGGCUUACUGCUCUUCCUCAUCGAUUGCCCUCAUGGCGAUAUAUGGGAAGAGUUGCCAAACUAAAUGUUUCUUUGAAUACAUCAAAUAAUAUUGAUCAGUCUAAUUUGGGUGUGAACGAAAAAGAUUCCAACUCAAAUGAAAUGUCAGACAGGGAGGAAGAUGAGGAUAUGGAUGUUCCAGAAAAUGUUGAAGAGAUUAUUGAGAUAUUGUUAUCUGGUUUGAGGGAUAUGGAUACUGUUGUCCGCUGGUCUGCAGCGAAAGGUAUUGGGCGUGUAAGUUCACAUCUGACAUCAUCCCUGUCUCACGAGGUUUUAUUGUCUGUUUUGGAGUUGUUUUCACUUGGUGAGGGUGAUGGUUCAUGGCAUGGGGGCUGCCUAGCUUUAGCUGAACUUGCUCGUAGAGGCUUGCUCUUACCUGCGAGUCUUCCGAAAGUUGUUCCUGUUAUUGUGAAGGCUCUACAUUAUGAUGUUCGAAGAGGUCCACACAGUGUUGGUUCUCAUGUACGUGACGCUGCUGCAUAUGUAUGUUGGGCAUUUGGACGUGCAUAUUAUCAUACUGAUAUGAGGAAUAUCUUAAAAGAGUUCGCCCCACACCUCCUAACAGUGGCAUGCUAUGACCGUGAGGUUAACUGCAGAAGAGCGGCAGCAGCUGCUUUCCAGGAGAAUGUUGGAAGACAAGGGAAUUAUCCACAUGGAAUUGACAUAGUGAACACUGCAGAUUAUUUUUCACUUUCUUCACGAGUAAAUUCUUAUCUUCAUGUUGCAGUUUCCAUUGCUCAGUAUGAAGGAUAUCUUUUUCCGUUUGUGGAUGACCUGGUGGAUAGAAAAAUCUGUCACUGGGAUAAAAGCUUGCGAGAACUUGCUGCAGAGGCCCUUUCAUUUCUUGUAAAAUAUGACCCUCAAUAUUUUGCAAGCAGUGUCUUGGAAAAGUUAAUUCCUUUUACUCUUUCAUCUGAUUUAUGCAUGCGCCAUGGUGCAACAUUGGCAACAGGAGAACUUGUUUUAGCUUUACACCAAUACAAUUUUGCUCUUCCCUCAGAUAAACAGAAAAGUCUUUCUGGUGUUGUUCCUGCCAUUGAGAAAGCACGACUUUAUCGUGGAAAGGGAGGAGAGAUAAUGCGUGCGGCUGUUUCUCGAUUUAUUGAGUGCAUCUCCAUAUCUAAAGUGGUAUUAUCAGAAAAGAUAAAGAGAAGCCUACUUGAUACACUCAAUGAGAAUUUGAGACAUCCUAAUUCUCAGAUACAGAAUGCAGCUGUUAAAGGCCUGAAACAAUUCAUCUGUGCAUACUUGCAUGCUUCAGAUAAUAAAGGUACAAGUGAUGUGACGGAAAAGUACCUCAGUAUGUUAACUGAUCCAAAUGUAGCUGUAAGGAGAGGAUCUGCAUUGGCAUUAGGGGUUUUGCCAUAUAAGUUAUUAGCCAGUCAAUGGAGAAAUGUGCUUUUAAAGCUUUGUGGUUCAUGCAGAAUUGAGGAAAUCCCUGAAGACAGAGAUGCUGAAGCAAGAGUAAAUGCUUUCAAAGGUCUCACAUUAGUGUGUGAAACAUUAAUUAAUGGAAGAUACGAUACUGUGACCUCUUUUGUUGAGGAUGAUUUUUCCCUGUUUGUUCUGAUAAAGAAUGAGGUGAUGACGGGUUUAUUUAAAGCUCUCGAUGACUAUUCUGUUGAUAAUAGAGGUGAUGUAGGUUCUUGGGUUCGUGAGGCUGCAAUAGAUGGCCUGGAAAAAUGUACAUACAUGCUUUGUAAGAUAGACAAGUCAGUUUGUUUGCCUGAAAGAUCAGAUGGAAAUAAAAUUGAACCUACUGCACAGCCUUCGACUGAUAGCAUGAAGAGCAACCAAGAGGUUUCUCUAUUUGAUGAAAAUCUUGCUACCAAUUUAGUUGGAGGGAUUUGUAAGCAAGCUGUGGAGAAGAUGGAUAAACUUAGAGAAGCAGCUGCAAAUGUUCUCCACAGAAUUUUGUACAACCAGAUGAUAUAUAUUCCAUAUAUACCUUUCCGAGAAAAGUUAGAAGAAAUCAUUCCCAAAGAGGCAGAUGCACAAUGGGCUGUUCCUUCCUAUUCUUACCCACGCUUCAUACAAUUACUUCAAUUUGGUUGUUAUAGCAGAGAUGUACUAUCAGGUUUGGUUAUAUCUAUUGGUGGGUUGCAAGAUUCUUUGAAGAGGGUAUCACUCUUGGCACUGUUAGAGUAUCUAGAAGGGGUUGAAUCUGAGGAUCCAAAUACAAGAACAUCUAGGACCAUUGAGAUUCUGUUCAGCAAAAAGAUAUUCUUUAAUAUGGAGGCUCACACUCCAACUUUCUGUGUUGCUGUUUUGGAUUGUCUGUCAAUUGAAUUGAAGGGAUCAAAAGACUUCUCAAAGUUGUAUGCUGGUAUUGGAAUACUUGGUUAUAUAGCGUCAGCUCAGGAACCUAUCAAUAUGAAGGCCUUUUCUCAACUUCUUGAUUUUCUUGGUCAUCGUUACCCUAAGAUUAGAAAAGCUUCAGCUGAACAGCUAUACCUCGUUCUCUUGGAAAAUGGGAAUCUUGUGGCUGAAGACAAGAUUAAUAAAGCACUUGAAAUUAUUUCUGAGUCUUGCUGGGAUGGUGAUGUGGAUUUAGCUAAAUACCAAAGAUUAAAAUUGUACGAGAUUGUUGGUCUGGAGGUGCGGCCUCUUAAUAAUACCGAUGGAACCUCAAGGAAAACCAGCACUAAGAAGAUUACAAACUUGGAUGAAAAUGCAUCAUAUUCCUCACUUGUUGAGUCAUCUGGGAGGUUCCAGGCCGUGUCACUUGGCUUCACAUACUCACACUGCUUUCAUACUCAUCAUCAUAACUAA